Molecule: messenger RNA, 1547 nt
Organism: Brassica napus (rape)
Lineage: Eukaryota; Viridiplantae; Streptophyta; Magnoliopsida; Brassicales; Brassicaceae
Product: pectinesterase inhibitor 11-like
Exons: 1
Coding region: 560-1198 (212 amino acids)
Biological process (GO): negative regulation of catalytic activity
Molecular function (GO): enzyme inhibitor activity
Source: RefSeq, a predicted model, not a curated record
GGCAGAUAAAAACACCAUCCCACGAUCGCAAAAUAAAGAAAGGUAGGCAAUCUCCAUGGAAUCUGGUGGAUACCAUUCGAUAUUUCUUGGUAUUUCCAUUUCUUGAUUGAAUACAUCUUUGAAUUAUAAUGAGAAAAUCUAACUUUCCAAAAGAAUAGUUCUAUACAAGAUCACCAAAAUGAAUUGCUAAAGAAUUUUAGCUUAAUGCAAACUGCAUUUUAUUACAUCCACUUAUUUAAGCUCGUUUCCGUAAAGUCCUUGUUUUUCUUUAAUUUUGACAUAUUUAUUUUCCUUUUUAGAUAACCCUAAAUAAACUACAUUCAAUGUUACAAUAUUAUGUUUUAUAUGACGAUAUUGUUCAAAUAUAUAAACCUAACGUACGUGGCAUGUUUUAUACCACAAUAUAUCUAAAAAUUUAGUUUUAUGAUCUUAAAAUUAUAUUGCUUGAUACGCUACUGGUCGCAACCUAAACACUAACGCCUACAUAAGCCGCCAACCAUUCAACUAAAAUCUUUGUCGGAACAAGAAAAAAAAGAAAGUCGAAAAAAAAACAGUGAAAAUGGUAAGCAAAAAUCUUACGACGACGUUGCUCCUCUUCACCACCUUUCUCUUCAUUUCCGGAUCAAUCUCAGCCGUUCACUCCUCUCCACGACUUAACGCAACGACCAAAGAUCUAGAGUUCGUCCGAACAAGCUGCAACGUCACUCAAUAUCCAGACCUCUGCUUCAAGUCUCUCGCGGGCUACGCCUCCACCGUUCAAGAAAACCCGGCGAGGCUAACCAAAAUCUCAGUCGAUGUUGCGAUUUUAAAAGCUAAAUCAACGGUUGUGUUUCUUUCCAGACUCUCGCGGUCCGCACCCGAAGUCAAAAACUGUGUUUCUUACGUAAGAUACGCAUUAGACUCAAUGAGAGAUGAUUGUCUCCCAAUACUACGAAACAUUAUACGUGGAGGCGGCGUCGCGGCGGCUCCGUCACCGGCUGCUCCCCCGUCCUCGGAGGUGUUUAGUAAUCAGAUGGAUGACGUGAUUACGUAUAUGAGUACAGUGAUUACGUUUGAGGAAACGUGUACGGACGAAUAUGAAGAUGAAGAAGGAAAGGUCAAGACUGUUGUUUGUGAUCGGGUGAACAAACUGAAAAUGUUUUCUAGUAUUGCUCUUUCACUUGCGAACAGUUUAGCCAAGAAUGGAUCUUCUCCAUGAGAUUAGAUUAUGAAUAUUUUUAAUUUUUAAUUUUAUCGGUUCGUCGGAUAAUUUGUUCUUAUAUUGUUUAAGGUUUCUUUUGAUAAAUUAAUAUAUUAUCGGUUUUAAUAUUAAAAUUGUCAUUGUUGUGUGUAAAAUUUGAGUUGUUACUUCUAAAAUAUAGUGGGUUCUAUUGAAGCCCACAUGAGAAGCCCAGUUUCUGAUCCAAUAAGUAGUCUUAGUGAACCAUGUAACUAGGGUUUAUAAGUCUAUAUAUAUGUCGUUAGUGUCCUCAUCAAUGUAACAUUGGUUGCCAUAGUUGAAGCCAUUUUAAACUCCUUUUAUAAUAUCAAUCAUUAUACUUAGCUCU